GCUUUGCUCGCGUGCCGGUGGUCCGGAGUUCAAAUCCUACCGCCGGCAAGAACAACUAGACAUUUUUAAAAUUUUUAUAGGCCCCAGGUCGACUCAGCCUGAAUAAAAUGAGUACCUUGGGUAAAACCAGGGGUAAUAAUAGGCGGUUGAAGCGUGGCACGCUGUUGAAGGUGGUUGAAGGUGUUACCUUCCUUGUAUACCGUAGGCCCUAGAUAUUCGCUCUGAGCGUUAACAAAGUGUCAAAACAAAAUCGACCGACCUGCUCAUGGUGGCGGUUUUUUGAAAUUUUAUCAGGACGCUUUGUGUAUGUUUAAAUGAGACAUUUAAUAAAAAUUCCUUGUCACGCUAGUGAUAUUAUGUAUUAAUAUAAACAGAAAAUAAAAACGCACUUAAUCUGAUAUAAAUUCUUCUAUUUCCAAUAUUGAUUAUCAGUUUGAUUUUGUAUACAUAACCUCACUAUCGCAGUUUAUGUCAAUAAAUCUUUAUUAACGAAAAAGAAAAUAUUUUUGUUGCACUAUAAAUUACAGUAUAAAUUAAUAACUAAUGAAUUCUAACAAUUGUAUUCGGUUAUUAUCACUACAAAAUAAAAUAUUCAAGUUUAACAAAAUAAUCCCAUAAGACUCAAUGUUAAAACGUCCUGACAAAAUCUGACAGUGUGUCACGUGACUGUAAGUAGAGGGGAGACGCACGGAGCCAAUAGCAGACUACCCUGCUAUACUCCCAAAGCCACGUGAGCGGUAUAAAACGGGAGACUAUUCAUAUUACCUUUAUCAAUGCAAUAAUUCAUAUGGGUAAAUGUCAACGUUAAAGUGAACUUUAGUUGAUGUUUAACCAUAGAGUUAUAUAUUAGCAUAGAGAGAGUGUCAUUCAGAGCGAAGUGACGACACCAUCUUUUUUCUUUGGAUUAGUGCUGUUUCACUCUUACGCAUAGUAAAGCUGCUGCAGUUGUCCUCCUCUUCCGUGCCUAUAUUCAGACUGAAUGUCAUCAUAGAUUUUCGAUACAAUGUGUUAGAAAGAGAUGCAGCAAACCAGUCCAUGAGAUCUUGUCGUCAGGAAGCGCGGAAGGUUGGCUCCCUCUAUGUUAAUAUAUACCUCUAUGGUCUGAAGUGUUUGCAAAUUUGCAAGUUCAAGUUUAAUUUAACCUUUAAUCAGUUCUCGUUUUCAGUUUUAAUUUUAGUGCAUAGUGCAUUUUAAGGCCCUAAUUCUGUAAAUUCUAAAUAGUCAUUGCUCACUUGCUUAGUUUGUUAGCUAUGGAAUUUAAAGUUGAUAUUAAGGAAGAAUUUGUUGAAUAUAAUGAAACGUAUGUAGGGAAUCAAGUAUUCACAUCAACAGGUAUUGAAGGUUUCAAGAAUGAACCAAAGGAUAGGUCAGCAAUGGAAGUGAAAGCUGAAAUUAAGAAAGAAUUUGUUGAAUAUAAUGAAACGUAUGUAGGGAAUCAAGUAUUCACAUCAACAGGUAUUGAAGGUUUCAAGAAUGAACCAAAGGAUAGGUCAGCAAUGGAAGUGAAAGCUGAAAUUAAGAAAGAAUUUGCUGAAGAUCAACAAGGAUAUGUAGAGAGUCAACUGACUACAUCCCUAGAUCUUGGAGACUUAAAGAAUGAAACAGACGAAGAUAACUCAGGGUUUUCCAAGGAGAAGGGAAUGAAAACCAUGAACACAUUACCUGAUACUUCAUGCAACGAAGAACGACAAAUAAAUCCAAAAUCAGGAAAAGAAACUUUCAAAAACUCAAAUUGUUCUAAACAUUGUUCUUACAAAAACAAAUUAAAUAAAAAUACAAAACUUUUGACUAGAGAAGGACUUCAUCAAAGUGAAAUAGGCUGUAAGCAAUUUUCUCAAAAAGAUCGUUUGGAAUUUGUCACAUGCAAGUGUGAAAUUUGUUUUAAACAAUUUUCUACAGCAGGGUUUUCCAAUGAGAAGGGAAUGGAAAUCAUGAACCCAUUACCUGAACCUUCAUGCAUCGAAGAACAACAAAUAAGUCCAACAUCAGGAGAUAAACCUUUCAAAAAUUCGAUUUGUUCUAAAAAAUUUUCUUACAAAAAUAAAUUAAAUAAGAAUGCAAAAAUUCUGACCAGAGAAGGACUUCGUCAACGUGAAAUAGACUGUGAGCAAUUUUCUCAAAAAGAUUGUUUGAAAUGUGUCACAUACAAGUGUGAAAUUUGUUUUAAACAAUUUUCUACAGCAGGGUUUUCCAAUGAGAAGGGAAUGGAAAUUAUGAACCCAUUACCUGAACCUUCAUGCAUGGAAGAACAACAAAUAAGUCCAACAUCAGGAGAUAAACCUUUCAAAAAUUCGAUUUGUUCUAAAAAUUUUUCUUACAAAAAUAAAUUAAAUAAGAAUGCAAAAGUUCUGACCAGAGAAGGACUUAAUCAACGUGAAAUAGGCUGUGAGCAAUUUUCUCAAAAAGAUCGUUUGGAUUGUGUCACAUACAAGUGUGAAAUUUGUUUUAAACAAUUUUCUACAGCAAGUAAUUUGAAAAUACAUUUAAGACUGCACACUGGGGAAACACCUUACAAGUGUGAAACUUGUUUUAAAGAGUUUCCUCAGAAAGGUCAUUUGAAAACACAUUUGAGAGUGCAUACUGGAGAAACACCUUACAAGUGUGAAAUUUGUUUUGAGCAGUUCAGACAUAAAAUAUCUUUGGUUACGCAUACGAAAGUUCACACUGGAGAAGCGCCUUACUACAAGUGUGAAAUUUGUUUUAAACAGUUCAGACAUAAAAUAUCUUUGGUUGCGCAUACGAAAGUUCACACUGGAGAAACGCCUUACAAGUGUAAAAUUUGUUUUAAGCAGUUCGCUGCAGGAAGUUCUUUGAAAACACACUUGAGACUGCACACUGGAGAAACUCCUUACAAGUGUGAAAUUUGUUUUAAACAGUUUGGCAGAGCAAGUGUUUUAAAAGACCACCUGAAAAUACACACUGGAGAAAAAUCUCACCAGUGUGAAAUUUGUUUUCAGAAGUUCAGACAUAAAAUUUCUUUGGUUGCGCAUACGAAAGUUCACACUGGAGGAAGUUCACACCCUUACAAGUGUGAAAUUUGUUUUAAGCAGUUUAGCCAAAAAAGUAAUUUGAAAGCACACUUGAGACUGCACACUGAAGAAACUCCUUACAAGUGUGAAAUUUGUUUUAAGCAGUUUGCCCAAAAAAGCUAUUUAAAUGGGCAUAUGAGAGUUCAUACUAGAGAAAAACCAUAUAAAUGUGAAAUUUGUUUUAAGCAGUUCAGACAAAAGUUUGCUUUGGAUGAACAUACGAAAGUUCACACUGGAGACAAGCCUUACAAGUGUGAAAUUUGUUUUAAGCAGUUUAGCCAAAAAAGUAAUUUGAAAAUACACUUGAGACUGCACACUGGAGAAACUCCUUACAAGUGUGAAAUUUGUUUUAAGCAGUUUGCCCAAAAAAGCAAUUUAAAUGGGCAUAUGAGAGUUCAUACUAGAGAAAAACCAUAUAAAUGUGAAAUUUGUUUUAAGCAGUUCAGACAAAAGUUUGCUUUGGAUGAACAUACGAAAGUUCACACUGGAGAAAAGCCUUACAAGUGUGAAAUUGUUCAAGAAAUUUACAAGAAAUAUAAUGUAUGAAAAAUUAAUUGAUCUAAGUUGUCCUUUACCUGUCAAUUUAAACGAAAUUAUUUUUCCAAAAAAUAAGCAGACGUUAAAAUGUCUUUACGAAUAUGUAACGUCCUGUAAAUUUAAAUUUUAAAUAGGCUUAGAUAUUAAAAUUAAAAAUUGUAUCCAUUAAUAUAUUAUAACACCCUGUAAAUUUAGAUUAUAAGUAGGCCUAGAUAUUAAAUUAAAAAUUAUUAUUGUAAUACCAUACAAAAAACAAAUAGUCUGGCUAAUUGGCUAAAGCCAAAGCCAUUAUAAAAAAAGUGUGAAAUUUGUUUUCAGCAGUUCAGACAUAAAAUUUCUUUGGUUGCGCAUACGAAAGUUCACACCCUUACAAGUGUGAAAUUUGUUUUAAGCAGUUUAGCCAAAAAAGUCAUUUGAGACUGCACACUAGAGAAAAAUAUUACAGAUGUGAAAUAUGUUUUAAGAAGUUCUGUCAAGUAUGCGAAAUGAAACUACAUGAGAGAUUGCAGAGUGGAGAAAAGUUUUAUAAGUGUGAACAUUGUUAUAUUCAGUAUACUAAUAGGAGUACACAGUGAAAGAAAAAAACUAUAAACACAUGAAAUUCGUUUUGAUUUGUAACAUAAAUUAAUUGUUUUAUAUCCAAAAUGGAUAUUUUCUCAUAAUAUCUUGAGGAGCCUUUGGCUAAUUUAAAUAAUUUUGUCAAAUAUAAGUUAGAAAGAUGAAAACUCUAACACAACAUGCUAUAGACCAUAGCACCGUGGCCCUUAUUAAAAAGCUAUAUUGGAAUAAAAAUGGCGUCGAUCAAAAUAUAUAAUCAUCUGACUGCAGAGAUGUCAAUAAAAAGAGGAGUUCGUCAGGGAUAUGUACUUUCUCCACUAUUAUUUAAUAUAUAUUCCGAAAAUAUCGUUCAAAGUGCCCUCGAAAAUAUUGAAGGAGAAAUGAAAAUCAAAAUAGGUAAACAACUUAUGUAAGGGCAGCCAAAGUCCGAAAAUUCAAUUUUUUAAGUUUUUUGGGUUAUAAUUGAAAAUUAUUCUCCGAAAUCUUCUCUUUCCAACGAUAUAAAAUUCAUUAUAGUAGAAAAUAUACAUGGUUACAAAAUUAUUUGUUUUUUGAAUGUCUGCACUCAACUUUUGACAGUUAUAGUGAUGAAUUCUGCUAGCACGCAUCCACAGAUAUUGAUGUCAAUAUCUGUGGAUCCUUAGAUGAUAGAAGGUCCAAAUUUUUACUGUAGUUAUAAAUAGAUAAUAUCAAGUUCCUGUGAGGUUUUAUUGAAAAAUUUACAAAAAC
This is a messenger RNA of Diabrotica virgifera virgifera (western corn rootworm), 4853 nucleotides long. Its product is annotated as zinc finger protein 845-like. The transcript is spliced from 7 exons. The record is from RefSeq and is a predicted model, not a curated record. Bases 1251 to 3575 code for a protein of 774 amino acids. Lineage: Eukaryota; Metazoa; Arthropoda; Insecta; Coleoptera; Chrysomelidae. Gene Ontology annotation, biological process: regulation of immune system process; negative regulation of transcription by RNA polymerase II; regulation of cytokine production.